Messenger RNA from Arctia plantaginis, 858 nucleotides. NCBI's taxonomy places the organism in Eukaryota, Metazoa, Arthropoda, Insecta, Lepidoptera, Erebidae. The record is from the annotation of a GenBank genome assembly.
AUGGCGUCAUCACGAGAUCGAGAAGCUUGGUCUCAUAUAUUCAAGUUAUAUAAAGGUUUCCCACAUUUAUGGGACAAGAAUAAUAUAAACUAUGGCAACAGGAGCAUGAUGACUGACGGGUAUAAGAUCCUUACGCGAGUGUAUAGAGAGCACUUAGAUAAACAGGCAUCGGUGGGAGCAUUAAGAAUGAAAAUGAAAAAUUUGAGAACAACAUAUUAUAGAGAACUUAGGAAGAUAAAACAGGCGAAACAGAAAGGGGAAAAAUACACACCGUCUUUGUGGUAUUUUGAGAAUUUAAACUUUUUGGGAACUUCACGAUCUAAUAUAUCAAACACAACAUUAGAAGAUGAUAGAAAUGAGGAUUCAUCUCAAACACAAGAUUUAAUUAUUAUGGAAGAAACUACGCCUAUAGACGACUUAGCAUUAGAAAAUGGUGAUAGUGAAAUGGAACUUGGCUCAUCUACAUCACAUUCAAAAGUUAUGAAACGAAUAGAAGCUGAAAAGAAACACGAUUCUGUCUUAUUGUUUGAGACACAAGAUCCUUUUACGGAUAUGAGUCAAAAGAAAACGAUGAAAGAUGAACAUUGGGAGGUUAUAGGCAAAUCAAUUGGCUAUCAAUUAAAAGAAUUAAGUAAGAAACAGUAUACGAUAGUAUCUAAGCUGAUAUCUGACGCUAUUUACUUUGGUAGACUAAAUAAGCUGACAGAAGACUCGCACAUUGAGACAUUUACAUCACACUACACACCAGCCAGGAAUUAUGUAACGAGUUUCCAUGGAGUAGACGUAUUGGCAAAUCAUGAUCGAAACUCAACACAACAGUUUAAACACGAAGAAGAUGAGGAUGAUGAAGAUUCUUGA